AUGGUGGGUCUGAGGGUCCAAGAAGGGGUCACCCAGAUGCCAGGACCCCUUGGGGACCUUGGGGGUCUGAAGGUCCAAUGCGACCCGGGCCAGGCCACCAAGUACCUCUACGAGCUGCUCUACAACGACCCCAUCAAGAUCAUCCUCAUGCCGGGCUGCAGCAGCGUCUCCACGCUCGUGGCCGAGGCCGCCCGCAUGUGGAACCUCAUCGUGCUCUCCUACGGCUCCAGCUCGCCGGCGCUCUCCAACCGGCAGCGCUUCCCCACCUUCUUCCGCACGCACCCCUCGGCCACCCUGCACAACCCGACGCGCGUCCAGCUCUUCAAGAAGUGGGGCUGGACCAAGAUCGCCACCAUCCAGCAGACCACCGAGGUCUUCACCUCGACCCUCGACGACCUGGACCAGCGGGUGAAGGAAGCCGGGCUGGAGAUCACCUUCCGCCAGAGCUUCUUCUCCGACCCCGCCGCGCCCGUCCGCAACCUCAAGCGCCAGGACGCCCGUAUCAUCGUGGGCCUGUUCUACGAGACGGAGGCGCGGAAGGUCUUCUGCGAGGUCUACAAGGAGAAGCUCUACGGCAAGAAGUACGUCUGGUUCCUCAUCGGCUGGUACGCGGACAACUGGUUCCGCAUCAAGGACCCGGCCAUCAACUGCACCGAGGCAGAGAUGGCCGAGGCCGUGGAGGGCCACGUCACCACCGAGAUCGUCAUGCUCAACCCCGAGAACACCCGCAGCAUCUCCAACAUGACCUCCCAGGAGUUCAUUGAGAAGCUGCAGAAGCGGCUGGGCAAGAACCCCGAGGAGACGGGCGGCUUCCAGGAGGCGCCGCUGGCCUACGACGCCAUCUGGGCCCUGGCGCUGGCCCUCAACAAGACCUCGGCCGAGCUGGUCAAGAAGGGCCUGCGCCUGGAGGACUUCAACUACAACAACAAGAACAUCACCGACGAGAUCUACCGCGCGCUCAACUCCUCCGCCUUCGAGGGCGUCUCGGGUCACGUUGUCUUCGACGCCAGCGGUUCCCGCAUGGCCUGGACCCUCAUCGAGCAGCUGCAGGGCGGCGUCUACAAGAAGAUCGGCUACUACGACAGCACCAAGGACAACCUGUCGUGGUACAACAACGACAAGUGGAUCGGGGGCGCCCCACCGGCCGACUACACCAAGGUCAUCACCACGUUCCGGUUCCUGUCGCAGAAGCUCUUCAUCUCCGUCUCGGUGUUGGCCUCGCUGGGCAUCCUGCUGGCCAUCAUCUGCCUGGCCUUCAACAUCUACAACGGGCACGUGCGGUACAUCCAGAACUCACAGCCGUACCUGAACAACAUGACGGCGGUGGGCUGUACGCUGGCGCUCGCGGCUGUAUUCCCGCUGGGCCUGGACGGGUACCACAUCGGACCAGGGCUGUUCCCGUUCGUCUGUCAGGCCCGGCUCUGGCUGCUCGGCCUGGGCUUCAGCCUGGCCUACGGCAGCAUGUUCACCAAGAUCUGGUGGGUCCACACGGUCUUCACCAAGAAGGAGGAGAAGAAGGAGAAGCGCAAGACCCUGGAGCCCUGGAAGCUCUACGCCACCGUGGGGCUGCUGGUGGGGCUGGACGUGGUGACGCUGUUCGUCUGGCAAGUCGUGGACCCCCUGCACCGCACCAUCGAGGAAUUCACCAAGGAGGAGCCCAAGACGGACACCGACGUCUCCAUCCUGCCCCAGCUGGAGCACUGCAGCUCCACCAAGAUGAACACCUGGCUCGGGAUAUUCUACGGCUUCAAGGGGCUCCUGCUGCUGCUGGGCAUCUUCCUGGCCUAUGAGACCAAGAGCGUCUCCACGGAGAAGAUCAACGACCACCGCGCCGUGGGCAUGGCCAUCUACAACGUGGCGGUCCUGUGCCUCAUCACGGCGCCCGUCACCAUGAUCCUCAGCAGCCAGCAGGACGCGGCCUUCGCCUUCGCCUCGCUCGCCGUCGUCUUCUCCUCCUACAUCACCCUCGUGGUCCUCUUCGUGCCCAAGAUGCGGCGCCUCAUCACCCGCGGCGAGUGGCAGUCGGAGCAGCAGGACACCAUGAAGACCGGCUCGUCCACCAACAACAACGAGGAGGAGAAGUCCCGCCUGUUGGAGAAGGAGAACCGGGAGCUGGAGAAGAUCAUCGCCGAGAAGGAGGAGCGGGUGUCGGAGCUGCGGCAACAGCUGCAGGAGCGGCAGCAGGUGCGGGCGCGCCGGCGGUCCUCCAACACCGCGCGGGACGGUGACAACCACUUCUACCAGCCCAGCCUCCCGCUGGUGCGCUGCCUCGUCUCCGAACAGGCGGACAAGCUGGGCCGCAGCAACUGCGACGGCAGCCGCGUCCACCUGCUCUACAAGUGAGGGGCCGGGGGUAGGCGUCAGCCGCCUCCGCCUGUUGGCGGGGCGGGUGGAAAGGGCUGUUCCUUAAGGUCAGCACGGCUGAAGGUGGGUGGGCUGUAUUAACAGGGAAAGUACCCCCCCCAACCCCUCUCCUGUCCCCCCGCGCCGACUGUAACAGUCGGACGGCCCGGAAAACGGGACUACCCCCUUCCCAACCCCGCGUCCCGCCCCAACCCGCCCCGCUACACGCACACGACUCCCCUGCGUCACCGCGCGCUGUUGCGCACAGCCGGAGCCGGGCUCCCGGUACACGCGGCGCGGGUGUAGCAGGCGGCCGCGCUCAGUCAAUCCCCUGUACAGUGUCAUUGUAGCCUAGGAGCGAGUCCGCCUGUUGAUGCGGUUGACGGUGGGGGGGAGCAGGGCCGAGUACAAUGGGGAGGGGCAGCUGGCUGUGUCACAAGCGGCCAGCGGUGCCGCCUGUAAGUUACUGUCAGGCUGUAGCAUACCACUGAGUCUAGUUGCUUAGUCAGACUGUAGUGCACAAUUUUCUCUGGUUACUUGUACGUACAAUCAAACCUUAUUGCACACUGGGGUCGGGUUGCUGUAAUGGACCGGCUGGGGCCGGUUGUUCGUACAGCCGGGGCUGCUUGCUGGGUGUUGUCCGCCUGUCGCUAACACCCAGCCCCACAGAGGGGCGGGCACAGGCGGAGGGGCGGUGGUUGGCUCCGGCGAGCUGUAUUACAGUCGGUGGACGUACCGCUCCGUCCGCCGAGAUUACUGUCCCGAACGCACCGACUGUUGUACGCGUCAGG
Nothoprocta perdicaria is the source of this 3134-nucleotide messenger RNA. RefSeq names its product gamma-aminobutyric acid type B receptor subunit 1 (gene GABBR1). The coding region runs from base 1 to 2343 and encodes 780 amino acids. The record is from RefSeq and is a predicted model, not a curated record. Gene Ontology annotation, molecular function: G protein-coupled GABA receptor activity. The transcript has 18 exons. NCBI's taxonomy places the organism in Eukaryota, Metazoa, Chordata, Aves, Tinamiformes, Tinamidae. Gene Ontology annotation, cellular component: membrane; G protein-coupled receptor heterodimeric complex. Gene Ontology annotation, biological process: gamma-aminobutyric acid signaling pathway; G protein-coupled receptor signaling pathway.